AGUUACAGUGCCGCACAUGCCUCUCGACAGAAUCUAAAGGAAAGGAAAUGUAUCAGAUAUUCGAGACGGCUGAUUUUGCAAAAAAGUUAGCGUUAUGCUGUUCGUUGGAGGUUGAUCCCUUAGAUUUAUAUCCUCAACAUGUUUGUGGCAGUUGUUACGAAAAAAUUUUGGAUUUUUAUGAAUUUAAGCUCAUGUGUAGCAAUUCUUUGCAAAAAUAUAAAGAAACGUUAAAUAAACUUCAGAAUAAUGCUGAAAUAAAGCAAGAAGAUGAUCUUCAGCAUUUAUAUGGAGACGAAAAGCCGUUAUAUAGUUUACAUGAAAAACUGCAAGUAGAACUUGUGGAGAUCAAAAGUGAUCUUUUGUUUCAGGGUAAUUUACCUAUCGAAGAAACAACAGAAAUUGAAAUAAUUAGAAAGAAAAAAGGUAAAACGUCCAGAAAGCAAACCAUUGACAAGAUAAUAAUGACAACUGAGGACGCAAAAAGAUCGAGACGUUUAACAAGAUCGAAAAAGAAAGGUAGUAAAAAACAAAUUGUAGAAUCCUCCGAUGAGGAGAUGAGAAAUCAAAAAACUGGCAAACUAAAAGAACAGGAGUGCGUGUCACCAGUUAAAUCUCCUAAAAAGUCGGCAACGUCCAAGCGAGUCUAUAAAUGCGAUUUGUGUGAGGCACGCUUUUUUGUGGAACAUCGACUAAUAGCCCAUAAGCGUAAACACGAAGGUCUUUCACCAUAUCCUUGCACUGUAGAAGGUUGCGAACGCUCCUAUAAUCGUUUGCACAACCUGGAACAACAUUUAAAGGAUCAUAAAGGCGAUAGGCCACGACUUUAUAAGUGCGACGUGGAGAAUUGUGAUCGCGCUUAUAAGACUAAAUCGGCCAUAAAUAUGCAUAAACGUAAAACACAUCAUUUAGGUCCCGCCCUGAAAAAGCAUAUUUGCGAAAUUUGUGGUAAAAUCUUUAAAACUUCAGCCUCCCUCAACGAUCAUAGGUUUUCGCAUAAAAGUGAAGCCGAAUUACCGUUUGCUUGUGAAGAACUUAAUUGUAAUCGUCGGUUUUCGAACAAAGCUAAACUGCAAGUACACAAAAUGAGGCACGCUGGCAUUAAGAACUUUGUUUGUCCUCAUUGUGGCAUGCGCAAAACUACGCGUAAUGAACUGCGCACGCAUCUCAACUAUCAUACUUUAAAGCGUAUUUGGCCGUGCCGUUUCUGUCCGAAAGAGUUUCACAGUGCCAAUAAUUUGAAAAUGCACAUACGCAAUAUGCAUGAGCAGGCAAAAGACUUUGCUUGCCGUUUCUGUGAACGAACUUUCGCCAAACCGGACACUCGAAAAUAUCACGAGAUGACACAUACCGGUGAGAAACCGCACGAAUGUAAAGAAUGCGGUAAACGUUUCACGCAGCCAGCUGCUUUACGUACGCAUAAAAAAGUACACUUGAAGGAGAUUAAACUACAAACAGUUGAGCAAAAUGUUGCUGAAUUGAUGACGGAGCAGAAUAAUACGGAGCCAGAGAAAAUAGGUAAUGACUUGGCCGCCGUAUUUUAGAUAUGAUAUAUAUAUAUGAAUGCUUUAUGUUGAGAAAUGGUUAGCAAACGAAGUUCUUUAUAGCGAAUAAGUAAUACUUUAAGUAGAAUUUAACACUUUUAUAAUUUUUUUGAAAUCAUAAGGUACUACUAAUAAAUAUGCAAUGUAUUGUAAGAUAGGUAAACAUGUUUUGAGGCGAAUGAUCGUCAUUCCAAAAAGGUAUAUAAAACUCGUAAAAUUCUUUAUACCUACGAUACCGAGUAUAUUAGAUUUAGUGCAGAUUUAUAUUGCAUGCAGAUCCUGCGAUAUUAUUUCAAAAUUUGAUCCUUUUCGAAUAUCAGUUUUUCGAGGCAAGGCUAAAUUAUAAACUUGCGGAAGGAUCCAUAUUAACCUUUAGAGAAGGAAAAAUCAGCAUGAGUCAAUCUUAAUGUGCAUAGGUUCUCUUUUCCGCCCGUGUUACCGUUAGGUCAAUGUGUUUUCUCUGGGUUCGCGUAAGGUGUUUACAUUUAUUUUCAAUCUUCCAAUGAUUAGUUUGCCGUUGUAGUUAACGCGACUAAUUGUAAUUUGAAAUGAAUCUAUUUCUGCUUACAGUAAUGUCAGCGGUUAAAAUGAGAAAUUCUAUGUUCCGACCAAUACUUGAUCAGGCAAGAACGCGCAUAGGUUAAUAAAAACUUAUUAAUUACGUGUUGAAAGCAAAGCGUCGUGGAGCCGGAAAGCACACAAGCAACUACUUACCUAGGCCGGCAUUAUCUCAUUGUCCCACAGAUUGAGUUUUUGUCUGAUCUUACCUGGAUGACUAAAAUAUUCAGUUGCCCAUAUAAUGUCUUGUUCUGACAAUUGAACAAAUAUUGUUGUUUUCGGAAUUUCGCAACAAAGAUCGUUAAGUGAUGGUAUUUCGGCAUUCUAAAUUCAUUCGAGAAAUUACGAUUAGAUAGGAAAACUUUUCGAAUUCCUGCUAUGUAAACGUUCCUACGAAAAUUGAAUCUUCAUAUAAUAUUAAAUGUUUCAUAGCGAGAAUUGGUUUAUUAUAAGAAAUUUCACAUGCAAAUUAUCCUUAUUGAAUGUGGACCGCAUUUGUCUAUUUUUCGGAUAUAAUCACAUGUAAGGUUUAUCAUAAAAUAUUGAAAUCUUAUAGGUCAAAAAGGUUUAAUUUUUAAUAAUUUAUGAUGAAAAUUUAUCCAUAUCAAUAGUUUUACAUAAGAAUUAAGUGGACGAAAUUUGAACCACAUGCAUCUAUUUUUUGGUCAUCGUUCCUUAUAAGAGUAAUAUUAAGUUCUUUAGGAAAGGGCAGUAAAAAUUAAUCAUUAAGCAUGGAAUUUGAAUCACACAGAUAUAUUUUUUAGACUCGCACAUAUAUGCAUACAUGGGCUGUCAUGAAAGUCGGCUCUUCUAUAGUGACAAAAGAAAUUGAAAAAUAUUCAAAUUUUCCACAAAUAUGUCUCCAACAUAUGGUCGGCCUUUUUGUUUUAUUUUGAACCCCGAUUGUAAAUAAUCAAAAUGAUUUCUACUUAUAGAAAGGGAAGUAUUACCUGUAAGUAAUGAUUUUCUCUAUUCAAAGAAUGGAUUGAUUAAUAAUGAAAUUAAUAACAAUAAAAAAAACUGAUGACUCAGAGGCGAUUUUUCUGAAAGACUCUGCACUCUAUAUUACGCAUAUAUAUUGAAGUGGAAAUAAGGAAAAACUUUUGAAUGAAAAUUAAGUAUUAGUUGUAGUGAAUAUAAGUCGGCAGACUAUACACAAUUUAAAACUAAUGUGAAUAGAUUGUACAUAAGAGAUUGUGAGUGCAUUAUAAAUGAAAAAGAAUCGACAUUGAAAGCCAGCAGACCAGAACAAGCGAGCAGAGGAGGCGGAGGAG
Messenger RNA from Glossina fuscipes, 3373 nucleotides. RefSeq names its product zinc finger protein 664. The coding region runs from base 48 to 1541 and encodes 497 amino acids. The record is from RefSeq and is a predicted model, not a curated record. Lineage: Eukaryota; Metazoa; Arthropoda; Insecta; Diptera; Glossinidae. Gene Ontology annotation, molecular function: RNA polymerase II cis-regulatory region sequence-specific DNA binding; DNA-binding transcription factor activity; zinc ion binding. Gene Ontology annotation, cellular component: nucleus. The transcript has 2 exons. Gene Ontology annotation, biological process: regulation of transcription by RNA polymerase II.